AUGCCAGGAGCCACAGUGGUUGAUGUCAUCCUUAGGUUGUGGCACGAUAGCCCAAAAGGGGCUAUUGGGAAGUCCCCUUUCACCGUAAAGAAAUUCUUAGUUGCCAUUGGGUACAAGGAUGCAGAGGCCUGGAAAGGGGAUGUUGAUUGGGACUUUGAUUUCUGGGCACUACAAAAUCCACCACUACUCCUUUGUGAGGAUCCAGAAGGGAACUUGAAAAUGUGGCAAAGUCUGCAGUCAUUUGUAGCAGCACUUUGCAAGUGUGGCACUCAGGGGCGCAAGAAGGGCAAGGGCAAGGCAGCUCAGGAAGAGCCAGCAACAUUGACAGCCAUCAAAGCCUUUGCCAAACAACGGACAAAUGAUGGCUACUCCCAGGGUCGCAGCGCUUUUGGCAGUCUUAUCCGCAUCAAGUGGUAUAAGGAGAAUCGGAUCCUGAAACAACUCAUCAAUGAAACAAAGAUAGCCAAGUGCUAUCCUUUCACAGAAUUGAUGAGAGACCCAGGUCUUCUAAGCUCGGAUCUUCGACUAUUACCAUCGCUAGAGUCUGAGGUCAGCCAAAUUGCGGCUGAGGUUUUGCUGGGGGAUGCGGCUUUCAGACCAGGUGCUCGAGUGGAUAUCCACACCGAGUACCAGUCAGGAAUCAGCCUUCCGGUCUCCAACUUAUUCUGGUACAAUCAUUGCCGGAAGAAGCUUAAAAAUAAGGUGCAAGCAUUUAAUGCUGCCAAGGAUGGGCUGGACCCUCUUCUGAAUGGCCUCCAGGGCACGCUUACUCCUGAAGCUAUGGGUGGUCUAAGCAAGGCUUACCUCAGAUACGCAGCCAUAUCAGAGCAAUUCCAAGAGGAUACUGUUGUUCUUGCUCAUCGGGAGUCAGUAGAGGUGCGGCUAAAAAGUCUGGAAUCCACGCUCCCCCUGCCCAUGGACAAGGUGGCAGGAAAUUUGGCCUCGAACGGGUUUUCAAAGCUGACAGUCAGCAAUAUGGAGUCAUUGAACACUCAAGAAGCAAUACAGUCCAUGAAAUUAGAAGUUCAUGAAUGGCUUGAGCGUCUUGAGCAUAUGUCAGAGUUAACUGAGCGGUUCGAGAUUCCAGAGGUCCAGGAAGAUAUGGGGGAAUGGGGAGAGAACCCACUGGGAACGGGUGAUAUUGGUGUAGAGGCUUGGAAGGACAAGUCCAAAGAAUGGCUUCGCCAGAGCCUUGGUUGGGGAAAUUCAGAUGGGCCUUACAUAGAAUCUCUGGGGUCUAUGUUGGAGCGGGGAGAAGGAGCGAAGGGGCAGUGGGAACAAGCCUGUGCUGCUUCUAGGCAAGGAGGGGCACUCCCAGAGGGAUUCUAUGCCCAGGAGGCCAUGUGGCACCAGCUGGUUGCUGUAGUGGCCAUUAUUCAUGGGUUUUUCACGAUGGAAUCUGCUGACCCAGAGCCAUCCAGCCUAGAGGGCAUGGCCGUUAUCGAUGAGGUUGGGUUGGGCAAGACAUUAGAGGUCAUUCUGACAAUUGCCUUCCUCAUGGGGCUUGUCGAUGGGAGAAGAGCAAAAAAGGCAGACCCUCCAAUUCUUGGUAGUAGGCCAUAUCUUUCUGGUCAUAAGGAGGUGCCAGCCUUGCCUCACCUCAUCAUAGUCCCCAACACAUUGAUCCCUCAGUGGAAGAACUCUCUUGCAUGCUGGUUAAGGGCAGGAAGUGCAGAUGUAUUGGUAUACGCUGAGGGAAAACGACCAAGGAAGGAGUUUUGGGAACCCAAUGGGCCGUAUGAGAGCUCAUUGUUCAAAAAGUCAGGGGAACUACACCGCAUCGUCAUUCUGGCUUCAAGAGAGGCGAUUAGCCAGGACCAACGCAUCUUCACUGGUCAGGAUAAGGGCCUGAAGGGUCGUCAGUCUGUGCAUACUCCCUGGAAACCCAUGCCACCCACUCCCAGGCCUACAUGUCCCAACCUCAUUCAGAAUGUCGAGUUUCUAAGCGUAUGGGUGGAUGAAGCCCAUCUCUAUCGGAACAACAUCACCCCCCUCAUAACGAUUGCCAGGUCCUGCACAAUGUUGGUCGCACUCACAGCCACCCCAUUGUUCACUGGCCAUAGGGAUCUUCUGUCCAUGGGCCAUAUCCUCAAUUUCAAGGGCCUAUGUUCGCCAGCAGCUAUGGAGAAGCACAAGACAUUUUCCAGCGGCAUAGAAAAGGCCCGCACUGCCCACCGUGCCACAUUGAUCGAUGGUGAACAAGGCUCUGAGGAGAGUGCGAGCGAGGAGCUCAAGAAUUUGAUCAAUUCACAGCUGGAGCCGAUUUCCUGGUUGAGGAGUUUCUUCAAAGGCCGCACCAUUAGACGAACUGGGGAUUCUAAGGACUUUGAGGGGAAACCAAUAAUUGGCCUGUGUGCUCACAAGUGCUUGGUGGUGACCAUCAAAUUAUCUGAUACUGAGAUGGAAUUGCUUGAGGCAGCACACAAGGAUUGCAAAGAGGAGGGAAGACGGGACGGCACAGUUUUCGACCCUUGGGCUUUCUAUUCAGGACCACGGCAGGAGAACCUGUCUCCAGGACUGGAAAAGAACUGCCGAUCCUUUGACUCUCAAGAAGACUUCAAUGAGAAGAGUGGGACGAAACUCAAGACUCUCAUAAAGUUGAUUUCAUUCUUUGUCCAGUAUGGGAAUGCUGUGGACCCAGUCGUGGAUGCAAAGGGGACAUUGUGCAAUGAGCCUUCUUCAUUGAAUACCUCGAAUGGCUCAUCAGUUUUGGUGUAUUGCAACUGGCUACGACAAGUCGACUUGAUCCGCUCAGCAUUAAGGGUCAACAAUGUGAACUCUGAAUCUGCCACCUCCAACGACAGCGUUCAUGUCCGAAACAAAACUCUUAUGGCUUUCAGUUUGAAAAAGGAUCGUCAUGGAAGUCCUUGUGAUGUGUUGAUCAUCAGUGGUGUGGGGACAACAGGACUAAACAUCACAGCUGCCAAUGUGGUGAUUUUUGCUGAUCAACUUUGGAGUUCUCAAGAUGAGCGCCAGGUCAUAGGACGUGUUCAGCGCAAGGGACAAACCAAAGAGGUGACAGUAGUGUGGCUCCUUGCAGACGGCACGACCGAUACUUUAUUGUAUCAGUUUGCUCAGGGGAAGGCAAGGCAAAGUGAAGCCUUCCUUUCGAAAGCAAAAGGCAUGUGCUGGUCCAAAUCAACCAAUUAUUCUACAUUAAUUACGUUUGAAACAGCGUUUUUGGGGAGUGGCAGUGAAGAAAGUGGUGAUGAUGAGACAGACAAUGAGCUGGAGAAACCUCCUGCUACACAGGCCAAACCCAAACUUCCAUCCAAGCGAAAACAGGCAGACAGCACCGCUGCCGGCCAAAGGAAGAAGCAGAAGAAAAAAGGAGGCCCGACAGAAACAGCAACGAGUUCGCUCAAUGAACCUUCUCUCCCCAGUGUUGGUGUGGAGGCUCCUUCACCUACUUCAAGGCAGAGGGAUUUAGAUACUACAUCUAUGGACAAUGAGGCACUGGAUCUGUUUGGCAAUGCAGAGGAUUCCCACACAUUCACGCCGAAUAGAGCAGCUUCCGAAUAUCCUGAUGGGACUGCAUCCUCAGUCACUGGUCAUCUAUCCCCUGUGUCAUCUCACCCAAAUUCCCCUGGCCCCUUCAUUUCUCCAGAUUCGCCAACUCCUCUAGCAUCGGGAAGACCGGCCUUACAUUCAUCACAACCUAGUAACUCAUCUUCCUCACUCCAAACUAGGUAUUCAUCAGCACCCACUGGUUCCUCCUCACUCCGGCCCACAAUACGUAGGCUUCAGGCCUUACCUCCAGACAGUGAUGAGGAUGACGAGCUGAUCCCCUCCGCAUAUGUCCCACUGUAA
Molecule: messenger RNA, 3810 nt
Organism: Cantharellus anzutake
Lineage: Eukaryota; Fungi; Basidiomycota; Agaricomycetes; Cantharellales; Hydnaceae
Exons: 9
Coding region: 1-3810 (1269 amino acids)
Molecular function (GO): ATP-dependent chromatin remodeler activity; ATP binding
Source: RefSeq, a predicted model, not a curated record